AUGACCGUCAUUACCAUGCCAUCGUCGGAGAAGAAGUCUGACAACGUACCGCUGGUGACCAACAUCGAAGUCGAUCCAUCCUCGCGGGAAAAGGAUUUGGAAGCUGGAAACAUUGAAAAUGAUCUACCAGUCAAAUCUAAAUUUUUGGUGUUCAGAGUCAUUAAUGACCGUGUAUAUUCUAUGUGGGCAUUAGUUUAUAUUCUUCUUAUGUCGAUGUUCAUAAUUUGUAUGAUGCUCUAUGGAGAACAUAUUUAUAGAGCUAUUGGAAACGCCUUUAAUGAUGAAAAUGAUGCUUUCUAUGGAACAGGAACUAUUGCUUUAAACGAUAACAUGGCUCUUCCUAUGCAAGACUUAAACAAUGACUAUGAAAUGAACACACUAAAUGAAAUGGAAUUAAAAAAUCUUGAAGAUUUUGCUUUGAAUAUGGAUAAAAUUUUUAAUCAUGAUGAUAUUAUUUCUGAAUUCAAAGAAGAUUUUGAAAUUGAUCUUAAAGAAGAUAGUUAUGAAAAAAUUGUUCCCAAUUUACCACUUACAAACUCGGCACGUUUUAUUCACGAUUUUAGCGCAAAUGUCACUGGUAUUGUCGAUGUAGAUGGAAGACGCUGUUUUGUGAUGCCAUUAAAUCGUAGCUCAGUAUUGCCACCAAAAUCUCUGUAUGAUUUAUUCUUCAAAAUGUCAAUGGGAUAUUAUGCUGUUGACACUAAAAAUGUCAUGCAUAACAUGCGUAUAGUUGAACCGGCUGUCAAGGAUCUCACACAAUAUGGCAUAUAUAUUGCUAAGGAUUGUGCAGGAUUUCCAACUUUCCAGUUGGAAAAAAUCGUAACUGGAGUGUUCAAACGGAGCGCCCCGACCACAAAAACGUUCUCAGCAUUUUCCGGACAAAUGGAAUUAUUCCACAUAGUCAACUACCACGACGUUGAUUUGCAAUAAUCCGAUCUCCUCCCAUGUUUUUAAUAGGUAUGCACGUGCAUCAUAACCUGUACAUACCUAUAAAAAAAUAUUGUUCUUAAAAUUAUUUCAAAGUUUUAUUAUAUUCACUCAUUACAACGUAUGGUUAGUUAUUAUUAUUUCAUUUGUCUAUGUGAAAAAAAAAUAUUAUCAUUAUUAUCUUAUACAAUACCUUAUCUUAUUCUUAUCUUUGUAUAAUAUUAUACUUAACUGCUGUACUUGCAUUAUGGUGUUUAUAAAUAUACGUAUAGGUAUUUGGUGUACCAUGUGAUGUUAUGUACAUAAUACUAUUAUGUUCGACAAUAUAUGUGUACCUACAAUACACAUAUGUAUAAGUAUAAAGUGCCAAUGUGGUUUUAAAAAUUUCAAUCGUGUUACCUAUACUACCGUUAAGAGAAAUAUACUUCUCGCGAGUCUGCGUA
This is a messenger RNA of Sipha flava (yellow sugarcane aphid), 1370 nucleotides long. RefSeq lists its product as uncharacterized. The transcript is spliced from 7 exons. NCBI's taxonomy places the organism in Eukaryota, Metazoa, Arthropoda, Insecta, Hemiptera, Aphididae. Gene Ontology annotation, biological process: negative regulation of amyloid precursor protein biosynthetic process. The record is from RefSeq and is a predicted model, not a curated record. Bases 1 to 930 code for a protein of 309 amino acids. Gene Ontology annotation, molecular function: amyloid-beta binding. Gene Ontology annotation, cellular component: plasma membrane; extracellular exosome; Golgi apparatus.